AUGCACGUUCACAGAACACAGGACAGCCAUAGGGUGGCCACAAAAUGUAUAAGGCAGAGCAAAAAAGAAAGGAAAAAAUACUUUUUGGGCUCCGUAGGGCCCCCUCCCUGUGGUCAGCAACUUCUCCUGACCAGCAAUCCUUCUCCAGAGUGCCAUGGGAAAGGUCCUGAAUUUCGGGGGACGCGGGAGCCGUCCUUUCCAGAGCCAGGCUGGGUGGCCCCCCUCCUCGGCACGUCUUGGAGCUGUCUGGCAACCCGGACAAGGGGCCGGGGCUGUUUUGCCGAGCAGCUACUCCCCACCCACAGGCGCCCUGCGCAAACACCCUCCGAAGAUUGUAAGUGUCCCCACGGAGCGGCGCACCAGAAGCGGGUCCGCGCCCGCCGGCCCUCAGCCAGCCCACACCCGGAGCCACACCUCUUCGACCUAGCCAGGCCCACCCGGCGCUCCGCCUUCCCCUCCAGGGAAUCGUGCUGGCACCGCCCCCUCAGGGCUGAGCCGCGGCUCUCCCCGCCCCGUGUUCUUUCGCAGCCCCAAUCAGCUGGGAGAACGGGGUGCGGUCCGCUGCGAGGGGAGAGAGAACGCGGAGUGCAUCGCUGGGAGUAUCCGAGACCGCUGAACCUGGAGAAAGACUCCAUUUUUUUGCAGCCAGAAAGAAUGUUUGGCGUUGUGGUAGUUGGUGUUGGCAGGGCUGGAUCUGUGCGGAUAAGGGAUUUGCAGACUCCCCCACCUCCUGCUGACCCUCUGAAACUGAUUGGGUUUGUGUCCAGGCGAGAACUUGGUAACAUUAAUGAGGCAAAGCAAAUCUCCCUGCAAGAUGCUCUUUCUAAUAUUGAAGUUGACGUCGCCUACAUCUGCAACGAGAACGUUAGCCAUGAAGAGCAUAUCAGGCAGUUUCUCAGAGCUGGCAAACAUGUCCUCGUGGAAUAUCCAAUGGCUUUAUCUCUGGCAUCAGCCCAGGAACUCUGGAAGAUAGCAGAGGAGAAAGAGUGGCUGAAAAAUAUUUCUCACACCUUUUCUAAAGACCUGAUGAACAGUAACAUAAAUUCUAAUUCCUUGAUUUCUUUCUCUUUGAGGAGGCCACUGACUUGGAUCGAAGAAAGAGGUCCGGAUCUGAAACGGGAGCGGCAUGUGAAUUUCCUUUUUGAAUCUGGACGCCUGGAAAGUCUCCCUCCUCCAGCUCAGGGAAACAAGAAUCUUUUUCUGAGAGACCAACAUAUAUUUGUCAAGAAGCUUUUGGGCCAGAUGUCCACAGAGGAUAUAGCCAAGGAGAAAAAACGCAUUUUGCACUGCCUGGAAAUUGCCGAUAAAAUCCAAAAGUACUGCUAACACCCCAAAAAGAAGAGUUCAUGGGAGAAGAAGAGGGGGCAGUGUAACACCUCCAAGAAUGGAUUUCAGAGUUCUUGGCAUGGUCUUAGAAAAUAGUACUGGGAUGGUGGCGGCGUUUCAUUUUCCCUAUUAAAGAGGUCUGCUUAAGGAUGUCA
Molecule: messenger RNA, 1481 nt
Organism: Gracilinanus agilis (Agile Gracile Mouse Opossum)
Lineage: Eukaryota; Metazoa; Chordata; Mammalia; Didelphimorphia; Didelphidae
Gene: BLVRA
Product: biliverdin reductase A
Exons: 8
Coding region: 1-1326 (441 amino acids)
Biological process (GO): heme catabolic process
Molecular function (GO): zinc ion binding; biliverdin reductase [NAD(P)H] activity; nucleotide binding
Source: RefSeq, a predicted model, not a curated record